Vanessa atalanta (red admiral) is the source of this 1222-nucleotide messenger RNA. RefSeq names its product lachesin-like. Lineage: Eukaryota; Metazoa; Arthropoda; Insecta; Lepidoptera; Nymphalidae. Bases 20 to 1222 code for a protein of 400 amino acids. Gene Ontology annotation, cellular component: neuron projection. The record is from RefSeq and is a predicted model, not a curated record. The transcript has 10 exons.
AAAUAAAUAUUAAAACAAUAUGAACUGCCUGGGAUGCGCUUGGCAGUCUGCAGUAGUAUUAUUACUUUUAAUGAAUGCAAGUCCUGUUACAUCAUCCGACGAAUCGUUGUUCCCUCGAUUCGUGGAACCGGUGCCCAACGUUACGGUGACUGUCGGAAGGGACGCCCUUCUCGCGUGCGUCGUCGAGGAUCUUAGAGGAUACAAGGUCGCAUGGGUACGUGUAGACACUCAAACAAUUCUGAGCAUCCAUCACAAUAUAAUAACCCAGAAUCCGCGAAUCAGUCUGUCGUACAACGACCACCGCUCAUGGUAUCUACACAUCAAGAACGUACAAGAGGUAGAUCGCGGCUGGUACAUGUGUCAAGUCAACACCGAUCCUAUGCGCUCAAGGAAAGGUUACCUACAAGUCGUUGUACCGCCCAUGAUUAUCGACAAUAUGACUUCUACGGAUAUGGUUGUCCGGGAAGGAACAAAUGUUACCAUGGUUUGUAGAGCCACAGGCUACCCUGAGCCCUAUGUCAUGUGGAGACGUGAGGAUGGUCAGGAGUUUAAUUGCAAUGGUGAAUCAGUGAAUGUAGUUGAUGGUGAGAAUCUAACUAUAUCGAAAGUAUCAAGACUACACAUGGGAGCAUAUCUUUGCAUCGCUUCCAACGGCGUGCCGCCUUCGAUCAGUAAACGAGUCGUAUUAAUGGUACAGUUCCCGCCGAUGUUAUCGAUCCCGAAUCAGUUGGAGGCUGCAUAUGUAGGGCAGGACGUAACGCUGGAAUGCCACACAGAGGCCUACCCAUCCUCUAUUAACUACUGGACCACGGACCGUGGAGAUAUGAUCAUAUCUGGUAACAAAUAUAUAACAGCAUUAAACGACGAUAGUUAUAGUCGAAAAAUGAAACUGACUAUACGUAAAGUAUCGUCCAGGGAUUUCUCAUCUUACCGUUGCGUAGCUAAGAAUUCCCUCGGUGAGACGGAUGGUCUUAUUCGACUUGACGAAAUUCCAGCUCCAUCAACAACAAGUACUACAAUUAAUUACGUCCCGACAUUUCCUCAACGAAAAAAAGGUAAACACAAGAACCGAUGGCGAGAUACUUCAGCAGAAAAUAGAGUUAUAGGAGAUUAUGAAGUUGAGGAAUGGAAAGAUAUUGAUUAUGAAUCAACUCAAUCUUCUAGUUCUUCUAGGAUUCAUGGCUUCAUUUACAGCACUUUUGCCGUGGCCCUUCUUAGCUGA